AUGGCGAUCUGUACUUAUAACGCAUGUACGCUUGCAUCGGAAGCGGCCAUCGAAGAUCUGAUGAUGCAAGCUAAGAAGAUCAAGUACGACGUCAUCGGACUGACCGAGACGAGACGACGUCACCCUCUCAACGCCGUAUAUGAAACUGGAGAAGAACUGUUCUUAGGAACAUGCGACAGUAGAGGUGUUGGUGGAGCUCUCGUCAACACGAGCAUGGCAAAGAACAUCGACUCUUUUGAACAACUCACGACCCAAAUCGGACGUCUGCGGAUGAGAAGAUGUGGUCCAACACCAGCUGUGACUAUCUUCGUCGCUUACGCUCCAACAUCAAGCUAA
Messenger RNA from Necator americanus (New World hookworm), 336 nucleotides. RefSeq lists its product as uncharacterized. Lineage: Eukaryota; Metazoa; Nematoda; Chromadorea; Rhabditida; Ancylostomatidae. The record is from RefSeq and is a predicted model, not a curated record. The transcript has a single exon. Bases 1 to 336 code for a protein of 111 amino acids.